Molecule: messenger RNA, 3557 nt
Organism: Manis javanica (Malayan pangolin)
Lineage: Eukaryota; Metazoa; Chordata; Mammalia; Pholidota; Manidae
Source: RefSeq, a predicted model, not a curated record
CAGGAGGCUUGUACAAGAAAAUCAUGUCCACAUCCAGUAGAACCCACAAAUGGCCAAGUAAACAGCAUAAAUGGAUCUUUUGUGUUCGGUUCACAAGUCCACUAUUCUUGUAAUGAGGGUUUUGACUUAAUUGGACAAAAAAUUCUAUAUUGUGAAAUUUCUGCUGAAACCAAUGAUGUGGACUGGAGUCAUGAUCCCCCACUAUGUGAAAAGAUUUUGUGUGCACCACCCCCCAAAAUACCAAAUGGAAAAUACACCAAUAGUGACAAGGACUUCUUUGUCUAUAAUGAAGUAGUAACUUAUAGUUGUGAUCGUUCAACUGGACCAGAUGAAUACUCACUUGUUGGAGAGAGCACUCUUAUUUGUUCUGGGAGGGAUGUCUGGAGCAGUGCCCCUCCUCAGUGUAAAGUUGUCAAAUGUGAACCUCCAAAUAUUCAAAAUGGAAAACUGGAAUCAGGAUUUUCAAGAAAAUAUUACUACAAAGCGACUAUUGUAUUUUCAUGUGACGAGGGAUAUUAUUAUAAAGACACCAACAUAGUUACCUGUGGAGCUGAAAGUACUUGGGAGCCUGGGAAGCCAGAAUGCUUUAAAGCGCCGAUUCCUGCCACUACCAAACCUCCGAUUUUGAGUCAUUCAGUGGUGACUUCUCCCAGUAUAAAAACUCCAAUUUCAGCUGUCUCAGGUUCCACGCCUACUCAUACAACCACUACUCCAGUUUCAAGUCAUCCAGGACGUCCUGAUGAUGGAACACCACCUAAAGGAACUGAGAAUUUAGGUGGAGGCAUCAUUGCUGUGAUUGUUCUUAGUGUAGUUGUUGGCAUUGCAGUAAUUGCUGGUGGCCUCUACGCGUUUCUUCACAAGAGGAAAAGAGGGGAAACAGAGGUUAGUGCUGCAUACAGCACUUACCAGAAUAAAUCAACCAAUCCGGCAUAGCAGACACACAAACUGGUGCAUCAGUUUAUCAUUUGAUCUGUUAAAAUGUUAAGGCCUACUAAAUUCAUACAGCUACCAUACUAGGAAACAGUAUGGAGAUUCCUUAAAAAAAUUUUAAAAGAACUGCCUUAUGAUCUGGCAAUUCCACUUCUGCCUUUAUAUGCAAAGGAAAUGAAAUUGCUGUGCAGAAGAGAUAGUUGUUCCUGGCUAUUGCAGCAACAUUUACGAGAGUCAAGAUGUGGAAAAUGUAAAUAUCAUCAAUGGAUAAAUUGAGAAAGAAAAUGCUUUGUAUAUAUACAUUGGAAUACUGUUCACUCAUGAAGGAAAGCCUUCCAUUUGUGAUCACAUGGGUAGACCCUCAGAGCGUUAUGCUAAGUUGAAAUAAGUGAGACAAAGAGAGGCAUAUAUGAUCUCACUUAUAUGUGGAAUAUAAAAAAACACCCAAUUGAAAUAGAAAUCUGAUUGAUGCCAGAGGUGGGAGAUACAGGGUUGGGGAAAUUGGGUGACAACUGUAAAAGGCAUAGAUUUCCAGUUAAAAGAUAAACAAGUACUGGAAUGUAAUUAAUGUACAGCAUGGUGCCUAUAAUUAGUACUAUUAUAUUGUAUAUUGGCAAGUUGCUAAGAGAGUAGAUAUUAGACAGUUUUGAUCAGAAGCAAAAAAAUUUUUUUUGUAACUGAGGUGAUGGAUGUUAAAUCUAUUGUGAUCAUUUUACAAAAUGUUACCAAAUGAUUACGCUAUACACCUUAAACUUGUACAAUGUUGUAUAUCAGUUUCAUGUCAAUAAAACUAGAAGGAAAAAAAAUAGCCUAUAAAAGUUAUCCUCUAGUUUCCUUCAGUCUUUUGAAUGCAACUGUUAAGACAAUGCUAACAUUUUAAUGUGACUUGAUUGCAGUCACCGUCCUUGGAUGCUGCUUUAAACGUGUGCAUUUGGAUAUGAACAUCUUGUCUGUUUUCACUUAAAUAACACAUGCAUUUAUAGGGAAUGUCAACACAGUAUGUAGCCCUGGUAGUCUUAAGGUUGGAAAUGACUUUUUUUUUUAAGAAAAUCUUGAACUUUAGUGAUUGAUAUAGUUCCAAUUGACAUUACAUUCUCAUUUGUAAAGGAAGUGAUUUUGAAAUCUUUUUUCAGUGAUUUAGAUUAAGACUCUUUUAAGAAUCAUUCUUUCAACAACCAACGUGUUUUAUAUAUUGUUUAUUGUCAAAAGUCUUUAGAAAUAAGUGUUCACAACUUCAGCCCAGAACAAGAACAGUGAAAAAUUGGGAUUUUGAACAAGUUUGAUUUCUCUAAGAAUAUGACUGGAAAAUACUCAAAGUUAAUAGGGUAAAAUUCUAUUCUUAAAAAAUUAGUUGUAACUAAAAAUCAUUUAUGAUCAAAAGCAGCUACAAGGUUAAUGUAUGGCAUUCAUCUUCACCUUUUAUCAAUAAACUGGUCUAGGAAAUAAUUCAGAAUCAGCUGCCUACUUUUGUAGAAGUGACAGGGCCCGCACACCCAUAGUGAGAAUGCCUGCUCCCAGUACAGAGGGCACUGCGGCCUUGUCCUCUUUUAGGGCAUCUUCUUAAAGGGAACUCCACACUUUAAGAACUAGAAAAUCCCCUCUAAAUUCUGGCUAUGGGUGAUUUUUUUUCUCCCUACGUGAAUAAGGAGAUGUCUUUCCUUAAGCAUGUUAUCUAAAACUAGGCAGUUUUGCAGGGAAUAAAUUCAUCUGAGAGCCUCCUGUUGUAUCGGCAUCUUAGUCUUUGUGAGCAUCUGACCUCAUCUGCUGAAAGGCAGAGUGAAAAUGAAGACACGUGUUUCAGAAAAGGAAACUUAACUUUGCGAAUUUGCUGUUGGUUGUAAAAAGGGAUGAAAAAAGGAAACAGCUGAGGUGGCACUUUAUACUCUGGAGGAAUAGAUCGUGGCUCUCAAGUCCUCACACCAGGCAGGGGUCUUUCAAAUAAUCCAGUGGGCAGAGGUGGGACCACCACUCCAAUUCCAAUUCCAUUUUUACAGGCUUUGUUUUACACUUUUAUAUUUAGUAGCACAAACGGGCCAAAGAAUGGUUGCCUUGAGAAGAUGGCUGGGAAUCCUGAGUGACCCGGCGGCAGUACUGAUUUACUCUAGGCCGUGUUUGUUGUACUGUAAGUGUCCCUUCCCUUUGUGAUCUCAGGCAGGUACUUUAGGAAGAGAAGCUUGAGCAGAAAUAGACAGGAAUUCUGAAUUAAAUCUGAAGUUGAAGUUUUACUGUACCUGGUUUCACAUACUUUUCAAGAACAUAGCACUUGUUUAGAAGGCGUGGCUGUACUAUUAAUAUUUUUUAAAGCCUGAUUGAGGCAUUUUCAACCAAAGAUUGUUAUGCUUACCAAAAUAAACUUUUAUAGUAGUUUCUGCUUCAGGUUUUUCUACUUAAUUUAUAUGUGAGGUUGAACUAUGGGUAUAAAGUAUGUUGUCUGUCAAAUAAUUUGUCAAAUAUGUGGGGAAACCAGUUUUUCUAGAGAAGUUGGUUUAAAUGAGGGUAAAGAAGCAUAUUUGAAUUUGCCAUUUUUUUUAAUUGGAGGAAUGUAUUUGCAUGUAUAGAGGUCUUCAUUAUUCAUUUUUGAAAAUUGGACCUUCAAAUCUAGUAAAUAAAAUGUGGGUUUGCAGAAA